AUGACUGAUUGCCAGAAUACACAGCACCAGCCUGUAUCAAAGCAUGAUGAGGGUUGGAGAAGGAUAGUGCGCAAUUUCACACCUUCGUGGUUCGCUGUGACAAUGGGCACAGGCAUCGUAUCGAUCCUGCUGCAUAAUCUCCCCUAUAAUGCGUUGUGGAUUUACUGGAUUUCUGUCGUGAUAUUCGCCCUGAACGUGCUGCUUUUUUCCCUAGGGUGCAUCAUUAGCAUCCUGCGCUAUGCUUUAUACCCGGAUAUCUUCAUGGUGAUGAUUACACACCCAGUUCAGUCCAUGUUCAUCGGCACUUUUCCCAUGGGUCUUGCCACAAUCAUCAAUAUGAUCGUCCUUGUCUGUGUACCUGCAUGGGGUGAGUGGGUAAGAUACGUGGCCUGGGGAUUAUGGAUUUUCGAUGCCGUGAUUUCCGUGAUGACAGCCUUAUCAUUACCAUUUAUCCUAAUGGCACAAGGAAGCGAAACUCACCUUUCCUCCAUGACAGCUGUUUGGCUUCUUCCUAUUGUGAGCUGCAUCGUGGCCGCCUCCUCCGGGGCCAUUGUUGCCGAGGUACUUCCCAACCCGGAACAUGCACUCUGGACCAUCCUUGUCAGUUAUGUGCUCUGGGGUAUUGGAGUACCCCUUGCGUUGAUGGUCAUUGUCAUCUAUCUCCAGCGCUUGACCUUGCACAAAUUACCACCCAAGGCUGUUAUUGUCAGUGUAUUUUUACCGUUGGGCCCUCUGGGACAAGGUGGAUAUGGUAGUAUGAUGAAGUUAGGUCAAUGCGCUCGAGACAUUUUCCCCAAAACUCACACGCUGGAAGAAGGUUCAGGACCCACCUUCUACACCCUUGGCUUUCUAGUUGCCCUGAUCCUGUGGUCUUUUGGGCUAGUCUGGCUCUUCUUUGCAUCCGCGUCGAUCGCCCACUGCAAGAAAUUUCCUUUUAACAUCGGAUGGUGGGGGUUUACUUUUCCAUUGGGCGUGUAUGCAGCUAGUACGACCCAAAUGGGGACGGAGCUGCCUUCCAGGUUUUUUGCAGUGCUUGGAACCAUUCUGUCGCUCUGUGUAGUGCUUCUAUGGAUCGUUGUGAGUAUUCGGACCCUGCGUGGGGUGAUCUCAGGCAAGCUGUUUUUCGCGCCGUGUUUGGCCGACCUUCAGGUUGUUGAGGAGAAAGAGGCGAGCAAGGCGGCAUAA
Messenger RNA from Penicillium longicatenatum, 1185 nucleotides. RefSeq names its product TDT family transporter. The record is from RefSeq and is a predicted model, not a curated record. Gene Ontology annotation, cellular component: plasma membrane. Lineage: Eukaryota; Fungi; Ascomycota; Eurotiomycetes; Eurotiales; Aspergillaceae. The transcript is spliced from 5 exons. Gene Ontology annotation, molecular function: sulfite transmembrane transporter activity. Bases 1 to 1185 code for a protein of 394 amino acids. Gene Ontology annotation, biological process: sulfite transmembrane transport; transmembrane transport.